Messenger RNA from Apiotrichum porosum, 2172 nucleotides. RefSeq lists its product as uncharacterized. The record is from RefSeq and is a predicted model, not a curated record. Gene Ontology annotation, molecular function: sequence-specific DNA binding; DNA-binding transcription factor activity. The coding region runs from base 1 to 2172 and encodes 723 amino acids. The transcript is spliced from 7 exons. Lineage: Eukaryota; Fungi; Basidiomycota; Tremellomycetes; Trichosporonales; Trichosporonaceae. Gene Ontology annotation, biological process: regulation of DNA-templated transcription.
AUGAGCGAGCCCAAGACUUACACCCCCUCUGUACCACCCCUCACCCCACACCUCCUCAUGCCAGCCAGCCUGACGUCGUCGACCGCACUGCGUCUCCAGCAGCCGCGUUGGGACACCGAGUCGUCCAUGAUCGACUCGUCACACCUCUCCCGCUCGGUGCCAAACUACAUUCCCCGCGUCGACAUGAGCGCCACCGGCUUCAACAGCCAGCUGUUCGACUCUACCAACUUCCCCCGCAACAUGACCGGCAACACCAAGGACCUCGAGUCGCCGUACCAGCAGCAGCAGCAGCAGCAGGUCGCCACAGACUACUUUACCACCCCGCGCUUUAGCAGCUGGGUGCCUGGGCCAGACAGCACCGGUAUGGUAGGCUCCCCCGCCACCCCGUCUGCUCCCGGCCCCUCUGGGUGGGCCCCUCCUGCCAAGGAGGACGAUCCAUGGUACAACCCCGCAUUCGCCCCCGCCGCAACUGCCACCACGCCAACUCUCACCACCCGUUCACCCAAAAAGGGCGGCAAGGGACCCAAAAAGGUCGACGGCAAGCAGCCCACGUUCCUCACCAAGCUCUACGAUGUUUUGAACAAUGCAGAGUUCCACCAUAUCAUCCGCUGGGACGACGCCGGUGAAAUCAUCAUCAUUGAGCGUCCGGACGAGUUGGCCGACAAGGUCCUUCCCCUUAUCUACAGGCAGAGCCGCUUUGCGAGCUUUUCGCGCCAGCUCAACAUCUAUGGUUGGAUGCGCAAGGUCAGCCUUCGUCAUGUCGAGAGUGGGAUUGUCGACCCGGACGCGAGCACCUGGUCCCACACCUUCCUCCGCCGCGACUCCACCAAGGAGGAGAUCCUCAGCUUCAAGCGUCGUGUCCCUCCUCGCCCUUCGCAGGCCCAGAAGAAUGCCGCCCGUCUUCAGCAAGAGACCCUGUCCGUCAGUUCAGACUCGGACGGCUUCAACUCGCCUCCGGACGCGUAUCCCAACCCCAUGCUUGCCGACCUCGACGAGACCAAGCAGAUCAUCUUUGCCACCCCCGACCCCAACAGCGAGAUGCCACCACCUUCGUCAUCUCACAGCGAUGCCUCGAUGAUGGUUGAGAACAGUGGCGGCCUGGACGCCGCCACCAUCGAGUCGCACCGCCGCUUCUCCAUGCCCUCCAGCAUUGGCCGUCCCAACGUCAGCGCUUUCCAGCCUACGUCGAGCACCCUCGGACGCCAGUUUGCCCUCCAGAACAACAACCAUCUCAAGCACGUCCCGCACAAGAGCAUGUCCCUCAACUUGACCUACGCGAGCUCGAGCUUUAUGACGCCCCAGUCUGCCCCACCGGGCGGUUCAAUGUUCCCUGGCGCGAGCAACACGCUCCAGUUCACGUCUGGUAACGGCGUUGCCACUCCAAGUCUUACGGACACUCCAGCGUUCUCCCCUGCGUCGACCCUCAGCGGUUUGUUCUUGAACGACGACGCCAUCACCACCGAUGACGAGUACGACCGCGUCCUCCGCGGCACGCAGGAACCGCCUUCCUUCAGCCUCCACGACCCCUCCACCUGGGUCCGUCGUGGCUUGGGUACUCUGGGCGAUGGUAUGCGCCCCAUCCAGGUGGCCCCGCUCGACUCGGUGCCCCAGUACUACAUGUUCCAGCCGGUGACCAUCAACCCCAACAACAACCCGCUGCCUGACACCAGCUCCUCGAGCCUCUUCAGCACCAAGACCCCAACCUCGGUCGACAUGCUCACCACCACCUCCAACCCUCUCCCAGCCUCGUCUCCCAUGACCAGCACCGGCACAGUCUCGCCUGGCGCAUACCAGGGUGUGGGUUUCCCCAUGGGUAACCACGUCCCCAUGAACGGGUUCAACAACGUCUCCCCGCGCGGCACCCCUGUUCUCGGCGCUCGCGCAGCGACUGCGACCAAGAUUGAGCGCCGCAACUCCCAGACGGGCCCAUAUAGCCCGCCUCGCUCGCGCGCUCCCCAGCUCAUGGGUGCCUCGACCAUGCCCGCCCGCAACAUUGGCGGCAGGCGCGAGACCAUCGACGGCAGCAGCCUCUUCGCCACUCCCGAGGUCGUCGCCGACUCGGACCUCAAGAAUGGUCUGCCGAGCGCGUACCUCCCAGCCCCCGAGCUGUUCAGCGGCGAGCUCAACGUGCGGAGCUCGUCGACCAACGCUGAGCUCGAUGAGUCCUUGUGA